UGGGAGCAGAGGCGGCGAGAGGGCGGAGUCGGAGGGGCUGGGGCCUGGCCGGGAGGGCGCUCGCUUGAGGGGGGCGCUUGACGGCUUCGCUGCUUUCCUCCGCGCCACCGACUCGUUUUCCCUGGAGUUGCGAGGAAGGGCACGCGUGCGCUGAAUUGUCAGCCCCAAGGGGACCCAGGAUGUUGCGCUUUCGCCUUCUCCCUGCUGUGAUGAGUUCAGCUGCCAUUUCUAGGCGAUACUAUGGAACAGUGCAUUCUACCCGCAGCCGCCGGAGACUAAUGAUGGUGGCCUUUGUAGGAACAGCUGCAGUGGCAUCAAGCACUGGACUUCUGUUAAAGAGAGCACGUGCAGAAGCACCAUCAUCAGUGAAACAUGAUAUACGAGCAGAACCUGGCGAGAAGGUGAAGAGCAGAGAAGAACAAGGGAAUGAAGAGAGUGACAACGGGAAGGCUGUAGAAUCAAGUGAUGAGGAUGCUCAGGCAGAAGGGAAGAAGAAGAAGCGCUCUGGAUUUCGGGACCGUAAAGUGAUGGAGUAUGAAAACAGAAUCCGAGCCUACUCCACUCCAGACAAAAUAUUCCGAUAUUUUGCGACUUUAAAAGUCAUAAAUGAGCAUGGAGAGUCUGAAGUCUUUAUGACCCCACAAGAUUUUGUGCGUUCAAUAACUCCAAAUGAGAAGCAACCAGAAAAUCUUGGCCUUGAUCAGUUUGUGGUGAAACGCUAUGAUGGGAAGAAAAUCUCCCAGGAAAGAGAGAAGUUUGCAGAUGAGGACAGCAUAUUCUAUGCCCUUGGAGAAUGCGGUCUGAUCUCCUUUUCAGAUUAUAUCUUCCUCACAACAGUCCUUUCUACUCCUCAGAGGAACUUUGAAAUUGCCUUCAAGAUGUUUGAUCUGAAUGGUGAUGGAGAAGUGGAUAUGGAAGAAUUUGAACAGGUUCAGAGCAUCAUUCGCUCUCAAACGAGCAUGGGCAUGCGUCACAGGGACCGCUCAACUACCGGGAACACCCUGAAGACUGGCUUCAACUCUGCGCUGACCACCUACUUUUUUGGAGCUGAUUUGAAGGGGAAGCUGACCAUCUCUCAAUUCUUGCAGUUCCAGCGCAAACUUCAGCAUGACAUUUUGAAGCUUGAGUUUGAAAGACACGAUCCUGUCAAUGGGCGGAUCACAGAGCGCCAGUUUGGCAGCAUGCUGCUGGCUUAUAGUGGAGUCCAAUCCAAAAAGCUCACCCUCAUGCUGAAGCAGCUUAAGAAGCACUUCCAAAACGGAGAGGGCCUGACAUUUGAGGAGGUAGAGAACUUCUUCACAUUCCUGAAAAACAUCAAUGAUGUGGAUACAGCUUUAAGUUUUUAUCAUAUGGCUGGAGCCUCUCUUGAUAAAGACACUAUGAAGCAGGUGGCCAAGACGGUGGCGAAAGUGGAGCUGUCCGACCAUGUGUGUGACGUGGUUUUUGCUCUUUUCGACUGUGAUGGGAACGGAGAGCUGAGCAACAAGGAGUUUGUCGCCAUUAUGAAACAGAGGCUCAUGAGGGGCUUGGAGAAGCCCAAAGACAUGGGUUUCACGCGACUCAUGAGGGCCAUGUGGAAGUGCGCACAAGAGACUGCGUGGGAUUUUGCCAUGCCCAAGCAAUAGCCGCAAGCCAGGAGGGAGGGCACCACGCGGACGGGAAGAAUGGAUACUGCUGAGCUGCCUCUGCAUGCUGAAGGCCAUCUUUUUUGAUGCUCAGUAGGUGAAGGCCUCCCCACAGGGGAUUACAACCAUCUGUUGCUGCAAAGAAAGAAAGGGAGGUCAGGGAAAAAAAGACUUGCCACGCGAAGACUGUUAACUACAAGCGUUCCUUUAGAAGACCUAAGGAGAAAUCUGAGCACACGAUGUCUUUGGCUUUUGUCUCCGACACGGCUGCUUCCACCACCGCUGCCCUUUGUCUUUAUCUCUCAGGAAGAAAAACAAAUGGACCACCAGAGCAAUUAGCUUUUGAAUAUUGCAGCCGCUUGCUUGAUCUUGGCAAUAAACUCCUGCCUCCGAUAAAAGGCUGAUUGUGGUGGACGCUUUGGAAGAACAAUACUGCUUGCCUCAGCUUUAGCCAGACCUUGAUGCAUCAUUGGGGCAGGCAAGCCACCGAUACUGUCUUGGCCUGAUCUGGAAAUUGAUUCGAAGCUACACCAAAAAAAAACAAGCCCUGAAGGGAACCUAACUUCUGUGAUAAAUGCCGGAACUUGUACUGUUCUUUUACGUUGUUUGUUACUUUCAAGGCAAGAUGAAAGGGUGAUGGGUGAAAAUGUUGCUUCAAGAGGCUCAUUUUUCUCCCCACAUGUCUCUCCCUUUCCUCAGCAUUUUUUUUUUGCAAGCUGUACAAAGAAAGGCUGUGAAGGCUGAGGAAUGGGGCAGCUCUUGUUCCAUUUUGUAAAAGCGUGAAGAAACUGGGCAGGUGCUAGUGGCUUUCUCCCACUCCCCUUCUCCGCAGUCCUGACUUCUCUGCGUGUAACCCAAAUGUUAUGUCCUCCCGUCUGCAAUUUUCCCUAUUAAUGAGUCCAUUUACUCAUCCUGAUUUGUUUUUCCGUGUUGUCUUGAAGCUGCUCUUCACAGAGCUCUUGCGCGCCUGUAAAAUAUUACUUUAAUUAUAAUAGUUCCCAACAAAAA
Messenger RNA from Heteronotia binoei (common prickly gecko), 2633 nucleotides. RefSeq names its product mitochondrial calcium uptake 1 (gene MICU1). The coding region runs from base 180 to 1625 and encodes 481 amino acids. The transcript is spliced from 12 exons. Lineage: Eukaryota; Metazoa; Chordata; Lepidosauria; Squamata; Gekkonidae. The record is from RefSeq and is a predicted model, not a curated record. Gene Ontology annotation, cellular component: uniplex complex. Gene Ontology annotation, molecular function: calcium ion binding. Gene Ontology annotation, biological process: calcium import into the mitochondrion; mitochondrial calcium ion homeostasis.